AUGAAUGAAUCCGGCAUAAGCAGGAAGACAAUACGAACAGAUUAUUUGGGUCCUUGCUUGUGUUUUUUAUUGGAUUUCAAGUUAUGUGGUAAAUCAAUGUGCUUUCUAAAUCAUUAUUCUUAUCCAUUUGAUGAAGACUCUUUGCUAUUAACAAACACAUUAGUUAAGGUUUUAGAGUACUUGUUUGAUGAAUUAGAAGAUUGCAUAGAACGCGAGAUACCUGAUGAGCAAUUUGAAGCAGAUGAUAUAACUGAUGCUACUCUACUUAUUGCUGCUGGUGAUCCAAAAGAAAGUUUACGAAUAAAAGUUGCAUUAUGA
Rotaria socialis is the source of this 318-nucleotide messenger RNA. Lineage: Eukaryota; Metazoa; Rotifera; Eurotatoria; Philodinida; Philodinidae. The record is from the annotation of a GenBank genome assembly.